AUGCCGAGCGCUAAAUUAGACACAUGUGUCCUGGUAGUAGGCGCGGGGCCUGUAGGAGUAACUCUGCAACUUCUUCUUUCUCGUUUGGGGGUACCAUGCGUAUUGGCGGAGCGCAAUGUGCUCCCUCGCCGCCAUCCGCGAGCGCACUAUGUCAGCAAUCGUUCGAUGGAAGUUUGGAGGCAGCUAGGACAUAUCGACAAAGCGAUAGAGUCUGUGAGCGAGCCUCUGGAAUGUUGGCGCUACUUUAAGUAUGGCCGUCACAUCACGGAUCCACAUCUCAAUCUGUACGGAACUGUCGAUCAUUUCAGAGAUGCUUACACGUAUAAGGAUACAUACUUUGAAGAGCUAAGCCCAAGUAGGAUAACCAACAUGCCGCAGCAUAAGCUGCUUUUUCUUCUGAAGACGAUAGCACUUCGACGAUCACACGCUUUUCCGGCAACUUCAGAUGACGCAUAUUUAUCCUGGGUCAAAACUCAGUACGAGUAUGUGAUGAAAACGAGCAAAUUCGAUGACGCAAAGUUGCGAAAGCUAUCACAAGUGCGGGGCCCUACCAUACUUCCCGUCGACAUUCAUAGUAUGGCAUGUGAUCAGGAACUUACGGAUACUGGCAUUCCAUUCAUUGAUGGGGGGCUUAGGUUUGACAGGUUUGUGGAUGAUGACAUGUCGUCGGGUGUGGUCUCCGAGCUGACCUCCACAAAGGACGACAAAAAGAUACACAUCAGAAGCGCAUUUGUGGUCGGCGCAGAUGGCAUUCACAGCAAAGUGAGGCGUUAUAUAGACGGCAAACGUUGCGAUGCAACUUCGAGCAGAAGUGAUAGCAACCUUCUAAGGGAUGUUAUGAGCAUCUACUUCAGUUCAGCUCACCUCGGAAGCCUCGUAGAAUCGAACCCAGCCAUGAUUUACUUCAUAUUUUCCAGGGGUGGAAGACCAGCGGAGUUCGUGGUGCAGCUACCCUUUUUCUCCGAAAUGGAGGAUCCGGUUGUGUACGACGAAGCCACUUGCAUAUCGCAUAUAAAUGAAGCUGUAGGAGUGCCUCUAACAGAUAUACGCAUCAUUAACAUCAAAAAGUGGACCGUAUCUACUGAGAUAGCGAAAUCUUUUGUCGACACAGACAGCUACAGGGUGAUGGUAGCUGGCGAUGCUGCUCAUAUUGUUGCACCGGCGGGUGGGCAGGGAAUGAAUAUGGGAAUAGCGGAUACAUACAACUUGGCGUGGAGACUUGGGCGACUCUUCUACCGCAGAAUUCUAAAAGCGCGCACAUCGGAUACUCCUCCGUCUACGUCUGAUAUUGUAGGGCAAAAGCUAUCGGAGAGUGAGAAAAGGUCAAUACUUGAGUAUGACAGUGAAAGGCGUGCCGUUGCAGAGGUUAGCGUCAUGUGUAAUUCAUGUCAAUGGACGCAGUACACGAGAGACGUGUGUCUGGCAGAGAUUGCAAAUGGCUCCAAGUUUGCCAGUUACCUUCACUAUGACCAUGCUACCAUGCAUUCGCUCAUGGGUUUAUUGCCACCCAUUGGACCUCUGGCAUCGAAAGUUGUCUGCAAUGCUUUCGAUUUUGUGAAAACUGCCGUAAGUACAAAAUUGAAAUGGCUCUGA
Babesia bigemina is the source of this 1593-nucleotide messenger RNA. RefSeq names its product FAD binding domain containing protein, putative. Gene Ontology annotation, molecular function: FAD binding. NCBI's taxonomy places the organism in Eukaryota, Apicomplexa, Aconoidasida, Piroplasmida, Babesiidae. Bases 1 to 1593 code for a protein of 530 amino acids. The transcript is spliced from 6 exons. The record is from RefSeq and is a predicted model, not a curated record.